Messenger RNA from Mustela lutreola (European mink), 2991 nucleotides. RefSeq names its product leukocyte immunoglobulin-like receptor subfamily B member 3-like. Gene Ontology annotation, molecular function: inhibitory MHC class I receptor activity. Gene Ontology annotation, biological process: cytokine-mediated signaling pathway. The record is from RefSeq and is a predicted model, not a curated record. Lineage: Eukaryota; Metazoa; Chordata; Mammalia; Carnivora; Mustelidae. The transcript has 16 exons.
AUGACCCCCACCAUCAUGGCCUUGCUCUGUCUCGGGCUGAGUGAAGACCCCAGGAUGCAAGCACAGGCAGGGACACUCCCCAAACCCACCAUCUGGGCUGAGCCCAGCUCUGUGAUGCCCUGGGGGACACCUGUGACCAUCUGGUGUCAGGGGAGCUUGGAGGCCCAGGAGUACCACCUGCAUAAAGAGGGGGACUCAUGGAAUUGGGAGACACGGAAGCCACUGGAGUCCGGGGACAAGGCCAACUUCUCCAUCACAUACAUGACAGAUGUAUAUGCAGGAAGAUACCGGUGUGACUAUGAACGCCCCAAUGACUGGUCAGAAUACAGUGACCCCCUGGAGCUGGUGGUGACAGGAUCCCAUGACCAACCCAGCCUCUCAGCCCUGCCCAGCCCUGUUGUGACCUCAGGAGGGAACGUGACCCUCCAGUGUGCCUCACGGAUGGGAUUCCACACAUUUGUCCUGAUGAAGGAAGGAGAGCGCCAGCCCUCCUGGACCCUGAACUCCCAGCCAGCCCCCCGUGGGGGUACCCAGGCCCUGUUCCCUGUUGGACCUGUGACCCCUAGCCUCAGGUGGAUGGUCAGAUGCUAUGGCUAUUACAGCAACACCCCCCAGGUGUGGUCAGACCCCAGUGACCCCCUGGAGCUGCUGGUCUCAGGUGUGUCGGGAAAGCCCACCCUGCUGUCUCAACAGGGCCCUGUCGUGACCUCUGGACAGAGCCUGACCCUCCAGUGUCUCUCUGAUAUUGGCUACGGCAGAUUCGCUCUGUCCAGGGAGGGGGCACCUGACCCUCCCUGGCAGCUUGGCCGACAGCCCCAGGCUGGGUUGUCUGGGGCAGACUUUCCCCUGGGCUCUGUGAGACCCUCCCAUAGAGGCCGGUACAGGUGCUACGGUGGACACACCCUCUCCUCCGAGUGGUCGGCCCCCAGUGACCCCCUGGACAUCCUGCUUGCAGGUCAGCUGCCCUACACACCCUCCCUCUCAGUGCAGCCGCGACGCAUGGUGGCCCCAGGAGAGAAUGUGACCCUGCUGUGUCAGUCACAGAGCUCUGUGGACACUUUCCUUCUGUCCAAGGAGGGGACAGCCUAUCCCCCGCUGCGUUGUAGAUCAAAGUCCCGAGCUGGGCAGCACCAGGCUGAAUUUUCCAUGAGUCCUGUGACCUCAGCCCACGGAGGAACCUACAGGUGCUAUGGCUCUUCCAGAACCUCCCCCUACCUGUUGUCACAGCCCAGUGACCCCAUGGAGCUGCUCGUCUCAGAAGCAGCUGGCACCGUGAGCCCACCCCAAAACAACUCAGACCCCAGCAGUGAUCCUGGGUGAUUUGGGUCCUCUCUGACCUCUGCAACCUCUCCGUCCUCAUUCCUAGCCUCGGACCCCAGAGAUUACAUGGUGGAGAAUCUGACCCGCAUGGGCGUAGCUGUCUUGAUCCUGGUGGUCCUCGGGAUUCUGCUGCUAGAGGCUCAGCACAGCCACAGAAAGACUCCAGACGCAGCCAGGAAGAGACGAGACACCAUGACCCCCACCAUCAUGGCCUUGCUCUGUCUCGGGCUGAGUGAAGACCCCAGGAUGCAAGCACAGGCAGGGACACUCCCCAAACCCACCAUCUGGGCUGAGCCCAGCUCUGUGAUGCCCUGGGGGACACCUGUGACCAUCUGGUGUCAGGGGAGCUUGGAGGCCCAGGAGUACCACCUGCAUAAAGAGGGGGACUCAUGGAAUUGGGAGACACGGAAGCCACUGGAGUCCGGGGACAAGGCCAACUUCUCCAUCACAUACAUGACAGAUGUAUAUGCAGGAAGAUACCGGUGUGACUAUGAACGCCCCAAUGACUGGUCAGAAUACAGUGACCCCCUGGAGCUGGUGGUGACAGGAUCCCAUGGCCAACCCAGCCUCUCAGCCCUGCCCAGCCCUGUUGUGACCUCAGGAGGGAACGUGACCUUCCAGUGUGCCUCACGGAUGGGAUUCCACACAUUUGUCCUGAUGAAGGAAGGAGAGCGCCAGCCCUCCUGGACCCUGAACUCCCAGCCAGCCCCCCGUGGGGGUACCCAGGCCCUGUUCCCUGUUGGACCUGUGACCCCUAGCCUCAGGUGGAUGGUCAGAUGCUAUGGCUAUUACAGCAACACCCCCCAGGUGUGGUCAGACCCCAGUGACCCCCUGGAGCUGCUGGUCUCAGGUGUGUCGGGAAAGCCCACCCUGCUGUCUCAACAGGGCCCUGUCGUGACCUCUGGACAGAGCCUGACCCUCCAGUGUCUCUCUGAUAUUGGCUACGGCAGAUUCGCUCUGUCCAGGGAGGGGGCACCUGACCCUCCCCGGCAGCUUGGCCGACAGCCCCAGGCUGGGUUGUCUGGGGCAGACUUUCCCCUGGGCUCUGUGAGACCCUCCCAUAGAGGCCGGUACAGGUGCUACGGUGGACACACCCUCUCCUCCGAGUGGUCGGCCCCCAGUGACCCCCUGGACAUCCUGCUUGCAGGUCAGCUGCCCUACACACCCUCCCUCUCAGUGCAGCCGCGACGCAUGGUGGCCCCAGGAGAGAAUGUGACCCUGCUGUGUCAGUCACAGAGCUCUGUGGACACUUUCCUUCUGUCCAAGGAGGGGACAGCCUAUCCCCCGCUGCGUUGUAGAUCAAAGUCCCGAGCUGGGCAGCACCAGGCUGAAUUUUCCAUGAGUCCUGUGACCUCAGCCCACGGAGGAACCUACAGGUGCUAUGGCUCUUCCAGAACCUCCCCCUACCUGUUGUCACAGCCCAGUGACCCCAUGGAGCUGCUCGUCUCAGAAGCAGCUGGCACCGUGAGCCCACCCCAAAACAACUCAGACCCCAGCAGUGUUGAGUAAGAGAAAAGUCCCAGUGAUGGGGCUUCCUCGGACCCCAGAGAUUACAUGGUGGAGAAUCUGACCUGCAUGGGCGUAGCUGUCUUGAUCCUGGUGGUCCUCGGGAUUCUGCUGCUAGAGGCUCAGCACAGCCACAGAAAGACUCCAGACGCAGCCAGGAGCUAA